CCCAGCACUAACCAUCUCCUGCUACUAAAUUAUUUGAAUAAAUGACAAUACUUGUUAACUAAAGGCUUAUUUUAUGCCAACCAUUUCGAUAAUUCCUACAAAUUUCAAAUUCCCCGCCUUUGAAUCCUACAAUACUCAUGAAAGCUGAUUUGUAACCACACCUUACGUCACAUUCUCAAAGAGCAUCUACAGGAAUCAGGAUCUAUUUUUCCGAAGUGAGUGUCGAAUAUAGUAUAUCUUCUUAACCUGGAACUAUUGUGGAAAAAAAAAAAAAAAUAAAAAAAAAAACUCGAAAAAGCUAUUUUUGUAAUCUUACCUUACUUGCCUUGGCGUAUUAAACGCUUCGUAUGUGUGUAUUUCCAGAGUUUCAGUUCUCUUUAGUGUAGAAUAAAUUUUGUUUUUACUCUAUUUUCCAACGAUGCGUAUUUCUGCCGCUCGUGCGGCAUAAUCUAGUUGAUAAGAAAAUUCUAUUUCGAGACUAAACCAAUUCUUAAAAUUGGAGAAGACAAAAUUGUCGAUCAGAAUGGAUGCUCCAUUAUCAGCUUAUUGGGUUAGAUUUUUCAAAAAUGCUGGCUUCCCAUCGGAUGUGGCAACAAAACAUGCAGUUAUUUUUUCUAAUAAUCGUAUAAAACCUGACAUGUUACCAGAUUUGGAUAAACCUAGUCUCAAAGAAAUGGGUAUCACGCUAAUGGGUGAUAUGAUUGCUAUUUUAAGAUAUGCUAAAAAAGUAGUCGAAGAGACAACCUGUAAAAAGUUUUUAGUUAGUUCAGAGGAUACGCCUACUCCAAGUAAAACGAUAAUCAAACCGGCAGUUAAGAAAGUAAUAGCAAAAACAGUGCUAAAACAUCCAAUUGCUUCGAAAGUUAAACUGGAGCCUCCAAAGAAAAUAAUUAAAAAUUCUACGAGUACAAUUGUCAAGCCAAUUGUGGCAGUCAAAAAGAAGCCACCUCCAAUCACGCAAACAUCUCGUUUAUAUUCAGAUUACAUUGAUACAAAUCAAGCGCCAAAGUCUAAUUCGUUAAAGAGAAAAUAUGAUAGCGACGACGAGGAUGAUAAUGAUGAUGAUGAGGACGAGGACGACGACGACGACGACGAUGACGACGACGACGACGACGACGACGACGACGACGUUGAUAUUAAAUGGAUUCAGAACGAAUCGGAUAAACGACUGAAAACUAACGACGAUGACGUUAAAUAUAAAGUGAUAAUGCCAAAAGGAACCACUGUCAGAAGUCAGAAAAUUCUGAAGAAAGCUUUAGAACAAAAAAGAACUGUUUUUCAUAGAUUAGGAGACAGUAUGGUUACGAGUACAACAGGCGUAGCUGAAUCUUCCAAUUCGAAUUUUAAUCCUACAUUUAAUAUUACUGGUAUUGGGAAGGAUUUACUCAAACGAAAUUCCAGUGUAUUUAAUCGACUGGGAAAUAAGGAUUCUGAUAAAAAUGAAAUUACAUAUUCUAGACAAUUAAGAAAUGGAACUACUACAACUGGAACCUCGGGUAUUCUCAAGACUAGGAGCUCGAUGCUUAGUACAAAAGGUGUCACCACAAAGCCCAUUUUAAAAACAUCUGUAGGAACAAUGCGCGCCGAUGAAGAAGCUAAUAAAAAAGCUGUUUCUGAAAGUGUCAGACAAUUAGUACGAACGACCAAGAGCCUAAAGUUCAAUGACAGUCCAGUUAGAAGUAACAGUUUUGCUAGGAAAAUACCAAUUACCGGUACUUUAGCAUCGGAAAGAAUGGCUGUGCCAGCUAAAUCACGCCUUGGUAUAUCAAAACAAGUGACAUUUAAUAAAAUGGCAACAGUAAAUCACAUUAAAAAACAUGGAGUUUUUAGUAGAUUAGGUGUUUGAUGUAAUUAAUACAUUUGAA
Ceratosolen solmsi marchali is the source of this 1865-nucleotide messenger RNA. RefSeq lists its product as uncharacterized. NCBI's taxonomy places the organism in Eukaryota, Metazoa, Arthropoda, Insecta, Hymenoptera, Agaonidae. The coding region runs from base 524 to 1846 and encodes 440 amino acids. The transcript is spliced from 4 exons. The record is from RefSeq and is a predicted model, not a curated record. Gene Ontology annotation, cellular component: nucleus.